Messenger RNA from Penicillium expansum, 723 nucleotides. Its product is annotated as double-stranded RNA binding motif domain-containing protein. NCBI's taxonomy places the organism in Eukaryota, Fungi, Ascomycota, Eurotiomycetes, Eurotiales, Aspergillaceae. The transcript has a single exon. The record is from RefSeq and is a predicted model, not a curated record. The coding region runs from base 1 to 723 and encodes 240 amino acids.
AUGAUCAAAACCGAUCCGCAUCUGAAAUGUGCACUUGAUCAAGCGAAGAGAGCCUCGCUAUUCAAAGCUUUAGGUCUAGUUGUUAGAAAUAUGAAUCUUCAACAAAUUGUGGCUACUUUGACACAAUUUUGUCGAUAUGAUCCGGUCUUUGCUCCCCGAGGAGAACACGUCGAAGCUGCAGUGGGCAUUGGACCAUCUUCGUCUCAAUCUACUUCAGCCCUACCAGAGUACCAACCGCCAAGCGUUCUCCAAGGAAAUACGGAGCAGACUGAUAAGGAACAUGUCGAAGCUGCAGUGGGCCUCGGACUGCCUUCGUCUCAAUCUACUUCAGCCCUAUCAGAGUACCAACCGCCAAGCGUUCUCCAAGGGGAUACGGAGCAGACUGGUGAGGAACAUGUCGAAGCUGCAGUGAGCCUCGGACUGUCUUCGUAUCAAUCUACUUCAACCCUACCAGAGUACCAACCGCCAAGCGUUCUCCGAGGGGAUACAGAGCAGACUGAUGAGGAACACGUCUAUACAAGUGCGUUGAAAGAGUUGGGUGAUUCCGAGUACUGCGUACCAACUUACGAUUCGAAUCAACUAUGCCAUAGCCCUCCAAGGUGGAAAGCUGUUGCCCAGUAUAAAGGAGUCAGAUCUUCUGCGGAAGCAAGUUCCAAGAAAGCAGCAAAACAUUCUGCCUCAAAGGCGCUUUGGCUGCAAUUGGGGAACAGUACGCUCUUGUAG